Messenger RNA from Lecanosticta acicola, 1582 nucleotides. The record is from the annotation of a GenBank genome assembly. NCBI's taxonomy places the organism in Eukaryota, Fungi, Ascomycota, Dothideomycetes, Mycosphaerellales, Mycosphaerellaceae.
AUGUCGCUGAACGAAGCCAAACUCUCGGACGUUGAAUUUGUUGAGGAGAGCACUGCCGGCGAUGAGGAGAGGGAAAGGGAAGAGAGAGCCCUUGUUCGGAAGGUCGACUUGAUGCUGCUUCCAACGAUGUGGCUCAUGUACUUGCUUUCGUACAUGGAUGUAAGUGGGAUGGAUACGGACGAAGACAAUCGACUCAUAUGAGGACAGAGGACAAACAUAGGCAAUGCCAAGAUCGCCGGUAUGGUAGAGGACCUGAACAUGGACUCCAACCAGUAUUCUAUAUCGCUGGUCGUCGUAAGUCGAGCCCAGAGCUGGUAGAACGCGUGCUUCAGUUGAUCCAGAAAAGUUCUUCAUCACGUACGUGAUAUUCGAAGUCCCAACGAACCUCAUCCUAGCCAAGACCAGACCGUCAAUCUUCCUCGCAACGAUCAUGACUUUAUGGGGCAUCGUCACCUGCUGCAUGGCCAAGGUGGAGACGUACGGACAACUCGUCGCUCUUCGUGUGAUAGUUGGGAUACUGGAGGCUGGCUUCGCCCCUGGCGUACUCCUUAUCCUAUCCUCAUGGUACAAGAAGGCCGAGCAGUCGAAACGCUUCGGUGUCUACAUCUCAGCCGCCGUACUCUCCGGUGCGUUCGGUGGUCUCAUCGCUGGCGCCAUUACCGAUAACUUGGACGGCAAAUACGGCAUCAGAGGAUGGAGAUGGCUGUGAGCAAACCUUCACUCUCCACCCGUUCGCAACGAGGCUGACCGGCUCAUCCAGCUUCAUCGUUGAAGGUGCCGCUACCGCGGGAUGGGCUCUGAUCGCCGGCUUCAUCCUCCCGGACUUCCCAGUAAACACCGCCCGUCUCUCUCCGAGAGAACGCGAGCUCGCAAUCUCCCGCCUCGAAAGAGACGACGUCCAGAACAGAACAGAAGACACACCACAUCUCUCUUCGAUGGAAGCGAUCAGGCAGUCUCUCAUUUCGUGGCGAGUAUGGCUCCUUAUUGCCGGAUACACGGUCAUUGUCGGCUCCUCGACUCUGUCUUACUUCUAUCCAACGUUAGUCGAAGGUCUAGGGUAUACCUCCAACAUGGCGCAGUACAUGGUCGUACCGAUCUACGCCGUGUCCUUUGUUUGCGUCGGAUUUACCUCCUACUUCUCGGACAAAUUCCCUCAGCAGAGGGGUAUCAUCAUAGCCGUAAGUAUUGUCCCCACAACCAACCGACCGAUGGUACUGACAUCGCCACAUAGGCCUGGCUCACCCUCUCCAUGAUCUGCAGCAUCAUCGUCUGCGCCGUCUACGACUACACAGCGCGCUACGUCCUCCUCGUAAUCAUGGCUGCCGGUCUCUGGUCCACCAACGGCCUUUCCCUCUCCUACGCCUCUUCCACACUAGCCUCCAUGCCGCAAGAAACGCGCGCCGUCUCCCUCGCACUCAUAAAUGCUCUCGGCAACUUGGCGCAGAUAUACGGGGCGUACCUGUUCCCAAGUAAAGAUGAGCCGAAGUAUCUGCUUGGCUUUGGCGUGAUUAGUGGGAUGUGUGCUUUUGGGAUUGGUGUCUAUGUAAUUUGCCAUGUUCUGUUUCGGAGGGAGAAGAGAUAG